This is a messenger RNA of Nematolebias whitei (Rio pearlfish), 1988 nucleotides long. It is a transcript of the gene cables2b, whose product is annotated as Cdk5 and Abl enzyme substrate 2b. The record is from RefSeq and is a predicted model, not a curated record. Gene Ontology annotation, biological process: regulation of cell cycle. The transcript has 10 exons. Lineage: Eukaryota; Metazoa; Chordata; Actinopteri; Cyprinodontiformes; Rivulidae. Bases 10 to 1599 code for a protein of 529 amino acids.
ACAAGAACCAUGGCGGCUGCAGCUGCCUGUGGACCGAACAGCUCGGUUCUGACGUCGCCACUCGGAACCAGAGAACACAGCCGGAAGAACCGGGAGAAGUCCCGCCGAAGACACGCUGCUCUCCUGUUCCUGAACAACAUCUCUCUGGACGGUCGGCCGGUUCAGAACAGUUCAGCCCAGCCCGGAGGGAGCUGCGACAACAAAGAGACCCAGUUCGAUACGAACAGCUCCUGCUCGGCGGCAGCGGAGUUCUGCUCGGAACCACAAGCCACGAACAGCUGCGGGACGGUAACCGGGCUUUCCGGGUCACCGAGCGAUGGGGAGGUCACCCCCAGCCCGGUACCGAGGAUCGGACUCGCCAUACCGCCCAUUCUCGUGCUUCCAUCCGAGCCGGACUUUAACGACGCGGGGAGCGCGGAGGUUCUGCUCGGGUGUCGCCGAGGUUCGGUCCCGUCCCCGGGCUGCAGUAACCUGCUGUCCCUGUCCCCGUCCAGCACCAGCCUGCUGCCGUCCCCGCUGGGUCCACGGAAAUCCCCCACGCUGCUCUCUGUCCAGAGCUGUAGCUCUGUGUCUUCGGAACCGAAGCCCAGAAGUCGUAACCUUUCUGGUGGUUCUUCAAGACCUCGACACACCAAGAAGAUCCACUUCAUCAAAAACAUGAAACAGUACGACACCCGAGGCAGCAGAAUUGUGCUGAUCUGUGCUAAGAGGUCUCUGUGUGCUGCGUUCUCUGUUCUACCGUACGGAGAGAGCUUUUACCUCAGUGAGCCUGCAUUAAACCACCCCAGGAGGAGACACUCUUCAGGAAACAUCUCCACCACCCUAGAGAUGCUGCCAGGCCUGGAGGGCUUCCAACUGAACACCUUUGGCAGGUCUGUGUCGUAUGCUCAGUUUCUGUAUCCCACCAAUGCUCUGGUGAGGCAGAAACCAUGUUCUACUAGUGAACUGAUGCUACAGAUCCCAGUGUCCAGGAGUACACACAGCAUGCUGGGCAGAAGUUAUCCCUCCAGCCAACUGAACAGCACCAUGGGCCUGGACCUAGGUGUGGAUGAUGCUACAGACUAUGACCCGAACCUCCUCAGUGACCCCCAGUGGCCUUGUGGGAAACAUAAACGAGUGCUGAUUUUUGCCUCCUACAUGACGACAGUUAUUGAGUAUGUCAAGCCAUCUGAUCUGAAGAAAGACAUGAACGAGACCUUCAGGGAGAAGUUUCCUCACAUUACACUCACCCUCAGUAAAAUACGCAGCUUGAAAAGAGAGAUGACAACAGUCGGGGAGGAUUGUGGCCUGCAGCCCGUCGCCAUCGCCAUGGCGUUUGUCUACUUUGAGAAGCUGGUACUCCAGGGUCGACUCAACAAACAGAACAGGAAGUUGGUGUCAGCUGCCUGUAUCCUGUUAGCUGCUAAAAUAAGCAGUGACUUGAAGAAACUGGAGGUUAAACAACUUAUUGAUAAACUGGAGGAGCGUUUCCGGAUCAGCAGGAAGGAGCUCAUAUCCUUUGAGUUCAUCAUUCUAGUCGCUCUGGAGAUGGCGCUCUACCUCCCUGAGAGUAAGGUCCUGCCCCAUUACAGACGGCUGGUGCAGCAGCAGCAGGUGUAGCUGGUCCACCUCCAUGGUCCUCAUGCCUAACCUGAGCUCAGCAGAGCCUCUGCUGCCUGGCUCAAGGGAGCAGCGGCACAGAGAGACAGGACACCAAAGUGACGACACACUGUGAGCAACAGGACUCAUCUGUCCCUCGAGUAAAACCUGAUGGACUCUGAGCCCGUCAGUCUGCAGCUGUUACUGCUGGGUUGAUAGAAAACCAAUCCUUUUUUACUUAUUAUUAUUAUUAUUGUUAAUAUUGAUAUUUGACAAUCAAUUCACUGCUCCUAAAACCUUCAGAAUAACAACAGAGCUCCACGGCAGCUGGUCUAAUUUAUGGCAGAGGAGGGUUUGAGAUUAAAGUUGAAAUAUUCCAAGAAUAAAAGCUAAAAAUGGCAGAAAUGAAG